AUGGACCCAGCUGUGGCCUUGGUGCUCAGUGUCUCCUGCCUGCUUCUCUUUUCACUCUGGAGAUGGAGCACCACCAGGCAGAAGCUCCCUCCUGGCCCCACACCUCUUCCAAUUAUUGGAAACAUCCUGCAGAUGGAUUUGAAGGACAUAAGCAAAUCCUUGACCAAAUUCUCCAAAGCCUACGGCCCCGUGUUCACACUGUAUUUUGGCACAAAGCCCACCGUGAUAUUACAUGGAUAUGAAGCAGUGAAGGAGGCCCUGGUUGAUCUUGGAGACGAGUUUUCUGGGAGAGGCAGUUUCCCAGUGCCUGAAAGAACCAACAAAACGCUUGGAAUCGUAUUGAGUAAUGGGAAGACAUGGAAGGAUAUCCGACGCUUCUCUCUCAUGACCUUGCGCAAUUUCGGGAUGGGGAAGAGGAGCAUAGAGGACCGAGUUCAAGAGGAGGCCCGCUGCCUUGUGGAGGAGCUGAGGAAAACCAAUGCCUCUCCCUGUGAUCCUGCCUUUAUCCUGGGCUGUGCUCCCUGCAAUGUGAUCUGCUCCGUUAUUUUUCAGAAACGUUUUGAAUAUUCAGAUCAAAAAUUCAUUUAUUUUUUGAAAAUUUUGCAAGAGGCCAUCAGUAUUCUGAGCUCCCCAUGGGUCCAGAUCUGCAAUAAUUUUCCAGCUCUCAUUGACUUUUUUCCGGGGAGCCAUAAUAAAUUUAUUCAAAAUGCUACUAAUAUCCAGAAUUUCAUUUUGGAAAAAAUAAAAGAACACCAACAAUCCCUAGAUGUGAAUAAUCCUCGGGACUUUAUUGAUUGUUUCCUGAUCAAAAUGGAACAGGAAAAACAUAAUCCACAGUCUGAAUUUACUUUGGAAAGCCUGAAAAUCACUGCUGCUGAUCUGUUUUCUGCUGGGACAGAGACCACCAGCACCACCCUGAGAUACGGGCUCCUGCUCCUGAUGAAGCACCCGGAGGUCGCAGCUAAGGUUCAAGGAGAGAUUGAGCGUGUGAUUGGCCCGCACCGGAGCCCCUGCAUGCAGGACAGGAGCAGCAUGCCCUACACGGACGCUGUCAUACACGAGAUCCAGAGAUUCAUUGACCUCCUCCCCACUAACCUGCCCCAUGCAGUGACACAAGACAUUAAAUUCAGAAACUACCUUAUCCCCAAGGGCACGACCAUAAUAACAUCGCUGACAUCAGUGCUACAUGAUAACAAAGAGUUCCCCAACCCAGAGAGGUUUGACCCUGGACACUUCCUGGACAAGAAUGGCAACUUUAAGAAGAGUGACUACUUCAUGCCUUUCUCAACAGGAAAACGAAUUUGUGUGGGAGAGGGCCUGGCCCGCAUGGAGCUGUUUUUGUUUCUCACCACCAUCUUACAGAACUUCAAGCUGAAACCUCUGGUUGACCCAAAGGACAUCAAUAUCACCCCAGUAGUCAAUGGAUUUGUUUCUGUGCCACCAGAAUACCAGCUCUGCUUCAUUCCCAUCUGA
This is a messenger RNA of Ochotona princeps (American pika), 1473 nucleotides long. Its product is annotated as cytochrome P450 2C18-like. The transcript has 9 exons. Gene Ontology annotation, cellular component: intracellular membrane-bounded organelle; cytoplasm. Gene Ontology annotation, molecular function: oxidoreductase activity, acting on paired donors, with incorporation or reduction of molecular oxygen, reduced flavin or flavoprotein as one donor, and incorporation of one atom of oxygen; iron ion binding; heme binding. The record is from RefSeq and is a predicted model, not a curated record. Lineage: Eukaryota; Metazoa; Chordata; Mammalia; Lagomorpha; Ochotonidae. Gene Ontology annotation, biological process: xenobiotic metabolic process. The coding region runs from base 1 to 1473 and encodes 490 amino acids.